GGGUUAUUCAAACUGCUGUCAGCACGGAGUAAGGACCGCGAGGGAGCUCUCUACACAUACUGCAGUGUGAAAGAAACAUUUUGAAAGGAUGUCAGAAAAACAAAGGUUGCUGGACUGUGUGGAUUCUUUGUAUGAUUUAGAGAAAUGGGCUGCAGACAAUGGAUUGAUACAUGAUGCAGAUGUGAAUUUAAAACGUAUUGAACUGCUUGCAAAUAACAUUAGCCAUAGGGAAAAUGUGACACCCUCUCAAGCACAGCACACUUGUCAUACAUGCGCUAAGACAUUCACACAGAAAAGAAAUCUUCUCCGCCAUGUUAGGACAGUGCACAACAACGAGAGAUAUAACUGUGAGCAAUGUGGAAAAUGUUAUUCCCGCCUGGACGCACUUCAAAGUCACAAAUGUGAAACUACUAUUAAGAGGAAGGGAAGUGAAACAGCAGCAGAACCGCCGGCAAAACGUUCCUGUCUACAUCCACUGAACACGGAUUCUAAUGUACCAGCCAGAUUUCAUACGUGUAAUUUUUGUGGAAAGUACAAAUGUUUGCUACCCGGGAAAUUGUUCUGCGAAUACUGUGCUCAUCGGGGAAGGGAAUGCAUGAAUUGUCACCGUCCUCUCCCUGAGCGCUUCUACAGUGAGCGUGUGAACCAGUGCGACAGCUGUGUGAGGAGACGCCAACGUUAUGAAGCAAGGCAGGUAAACCAGACUGGAGGAGGUCAGACUGGAAGGGUCGCUGAGGACAACAACAAUUACCCCCAGUGAAACAAACAAUGUUGACAUUCUACAGUUUUGGGCUGAUGAACAGUUCAACAUACAGACAAUUUUGCAUGAUUUUAUGACAAAGAAGAAAGGUAUGAAAUGGUUUCUUACAUUAAGACUGAAAUUCAUUAAAUAUGAUGAGAAUAAUGAAAGCAUGUUGGCCGAACCCGUUUUAAGAACCACAAACUAUUGGGUAACUAAUUCAUCUGAAAUAGACGAGCAGUUAGCUGAAGCGUUUCAGAAGUUGUAUACCUCAUCUCAAGAGUUUCAGGCUGAGGGGAGCGGGUGGAUGUUGGAUGGUAUCAUUCAUCUUGAGGUGAAUACAGCUGAAUAUGUUCCUCUGUCAGCAAGCUCAUACAUUCCUCUCCCCAAGUAUGUGGCAGAAAAGAAAGCUGUUUUGAAUAUUAAAAAUAAUGACCAAAAAUGUUUUAUAUGGUCCGUAUUGGCAGGUCUGCAUCCUUUAGAUAGAAAGCAACAUCCCGAGAGGGUUUGUAAAUAUCUUCCAUUUCUAUCUGAGUUGAAUCUUCAAGGCAUUGAUUUCCCCAUACAUCUGUCCCAAAUUCCGCAAUUUGAGAAACAAAAUCAAAUCUCAGUGAAUGUCUUUGGAUAUGAAGAGAAGAUGUUUCCUCUCCAUAUUAGCAAACAAAAGUGUGACAAAACAGUAUAUGUAUUGCUACUCUCUCAUGGAGAGAAGAGACAUUUUUGCUUGAUUCGAAAUUUUAGUCGCCUUAUGGGGGACAGAACCAAGCAUGAACACAACCAGUUUUACUGCAGGCGUUGUCUACAUGGGUUUUGCAGACAGGAUUUGUUAGGGGAUCAUUCCAUUUAUUGUUCUGAGCACAGUCCGCAGAAGAUCCGAUUACCAAAUGAAUAUAACAAAUGGAUUCAAUUUGAUUCUAUACAGAAACAGCUAAAAGUACCCUUUGUCAUUUAUGCUGACUUUGAGGCACUGACCAGAAAAGUCAGUGAGGGUAACAAAACAGGAAAUACCACCCUCUAUCAACAGCAUGAACCUUCUGGUUAUUGCUAUAAAGUUGUCUGCUCAAAUCCCGAAUUUACAAAACCAUCAGUAGUGUACCGGGGACCUGAUGUCAUUUCUCAUUUUAUUGACGCUUUAUUACAAGAAGAGAAAGUCAUCAAUGAAAAACUAAAAACGUCAUAUCCUAUUGAUAUGACAAAAGAAGCAGAAUUGAACUUUCAAAUGGCAGAUACCUGCCAUGUUUGUCAAGAACCUUUCGAUUCAGAAUCUGUCAAGGUGCACGACCACGAUCACAUGGUAGAAAGAAAUAAUUAUCGUGGUGCUGCACAUAAGGAUUGCAAUCUCCAACUGAAAUUCAAAAAGAGUAAGAAAGAGAAAAGGGGAAAGAAAGGGGAUCAGGGUAGAAACAAAGCAGGUAAUAAAGAGAGAAAGGGACCAGAUUGUGUCAUACCCAUAAUUUUUCACAAUCUACGGGGUUACGAUUCACACCACCUCAUUAAACAUCUAGACAAAUCAGUGAACCAACAGCUUAGCUGCUUAGCUAACAACAUGGAGAAAUACAUUUCCUUCUCCAUUGGAAAUUUAAGGUUCAUUGAUUCUCUCCAGUUUCUUUCAGCUCCCUUAGAUACUUUAGUUACAAAUCUGGUGAAGAAAGACCCAUCCCAGUUCUGUCAUUUAAGAAAGGAAUUUCCAAUCCCAUCUCAGGCAGAGCUGUUAUUGAGAAAGGGGGUCUAUCCCUAUGACUUCAUGGAUGAUGAAUGCAAAUUUAAACUGACUCAACUCCCUAAACAGGCAGAUUUUUUCAGUAAGUUAACUGGAAAUUCUCUCACUGAUGGAGAUUAUGCACAUGCACAAAAUGUGUGGUCUUUCUUUGAAUUACAAAACAUGGGGGAAUAUCACGACCUGUAUGUGAAAACAGACGUAUUGCUUUUAGCAGAUAUCUUUGAACGUUUUAGAGCAAUGGCACUCCAGUACUAUCAUUUAGACCCAGCUCAUUACUACACUCUCCCUGGCAUGGGAUGGGAUGCCAUGUUGAAAAUGGGAAAGGUUGAGCUUGAGCGUUUGACUGAUAUUGACCAAAUUCUCAUGAUAGAAUCAGGAAUGAGGGGUGGUAUUAGCAUGAUAUCGAAGAAACACAGCCUUUCAAACCUUCCAGGGCAAGAUGGUUAUCAUUCAGAUAAACCGAACAAACAUUUGAUAUACUGGGAUGCGAACAAUCUCUAUGGGUGGGCAAUGUCUCAAGCCCUACCUGAGCGAAAUUUUGAGUGGGUUGAGGAUGUUGAUGAGUUAGAUAUUAUGGGUGUGACCCCUGAUGCUGACAUUGGAUAUAUUUUAGAGGUGGAUUUAGAAUAUCCCACAUAUCUGCUUGAUGCCCACAGUGACUAUCCCCUUGCUCCUGAGUCUAUGAUAGUAACCAAGGACAUGCUUUCAUCACACUCUGAGAAAUUGAAAGAGAAACUGGUAAUCAAGGGAAAACCAAGUGGAAAGCUUGUCCCUAAUUUGUUCAACAAACAGAAAUAUGUCUUACAUUAUAGAAAUUUGCAGUUUUAUCUGAGUCAGGGAUUGAUUCUCACAAAGAUUCAUAGAGCCAUUCAGUUCAGACAGACGCCAUGGCUUAAACCAUUUAUUCAAUACAGAGAAACGUAG
Haliotis rubra (blacklip abalone) is the source of this 3383-nucleotide messenger RNA. RefSeq lists its product as uncharacterized. NCBI's taxonomy places the organism in Eukaryota, Metazoa, Mollusca, Gastropoda, Lepetellida, Haliotidae. The record is from RefSeq and is a predicted model, not a curated record. The coding region runs from base 834 to 3383 and encodes 849 amino acids. The transcript is spliced from 2 exons. Gene Ontology annotation, molecular function: nucleic acid binding.